CCUUGAGUAAAAAAAAAAAAUAAAAAAAUAUCUCAGCUUUCAACUGCUGAGUUGAAUAUUUUAUAAAUGGAUAAUAACAAUUCAGUAUGUUCACCAGAAAAUAAUAAUACAUUUAAAAAUAACAACAACAUGAAAUUCAACUUGGCCACAUCAACAACACGUGAGAUAAUUAAUUCACCAUCAUUAUUAAAUCACAAUAUUGAUGACAUUAUUAAAAAAUUACCUAUAACAAGUGACAUUAAAUUUGGAUUAUGGAUAAUACAUGGAAAAAAAUUACAAAAAUUUGCUAAAAUUCAAUGGUAUGUUGUUGUUUAUGGUUUUUUGAGUCUUGUUUUUUCAGCAAGUUUAGCUUAUUAUACUGGAACUAUUACAACUAUUGAAAAAAGAUUUCAAAUACCAUCAAUAAUAAUAUCUUUCAUUGGUGUCAGUAAUAAUAUAUCUCAACUAUUGGUAUCAUGUGUGUUAUCAUAUUAUUGUACCAAUGGCAAUAGACCGAGAUGGAUGGCAAUUGGAAUUUACAUUCAUUUAUUUGGAUGUUUACUUGCAUUAUUACCUCAUUUACUAUAUGGUCCAGGUGAUGAAGCUGUUGAAUUAUCAAAAGAAUACAGUGAUUUAUCAUCAAACACAAAAAAUAUAAAAUAUCAAGUAAUGCAAAAAUUUAUUUGCCUUGAUAAUAAUACAACAAAAUGUCAUGAAUUAAAUGAUAAUACAACAUCAAAAAUUAUAUUUUUUAUAGCAAAAUUUUUAAGUGGUAUUGGUGGAUCAUUAUUAUUUACACUUGGUGUAUCAUAUAUUGAUGACAAUGUGUCUAAAAUUGAUGCACCAAAAUAUGCAAGUAUAACAUAUUUCAUACGUUUAUUGGGACCAGGUAUUGGAUAUUGUCUUUCAUCAUUUACAUUAAAAUUUUUUAUAAUACCUGCAUAUAAUGUACCAACUGAAGAUCCAAGAUUUGUUGGAGCUUGGUGGAUGGGUUGGAUAAUUUUAUCAAUAUUACUUCUCAUAUCAGCAAGUAUCAUGUUACUAUUUCCAAAAGAAUUACCAUUAACAGUAGCACGUCGUAUUUUAUCAAAACAAAAAUAUAAUAAUACUACUUUAAAUAACAAUAACACAACAACAAAUAAAUCAACAUCAUUUAAUGAUAUGCUUAAAACAUUUAAACGUUUAUUAAAAAAUAAAACAUUAAUGUUUAAUAAUGCAGCAACAAUAUGUUACCUGUUUGGUUUUUCAUCAUAUGCAAUGUUUAUGCCAAAAUAUAUUGAAGUACAAUAUAAACAAACAGCAUCAACAUCAGCAUUAAUUACUGGAAUAAUAUAUUUAACAUUUUGUUCAUCUGGUUUAUUAACUGCUGGAUUUAUCAUAAGUAAAUAUGAAAAAAUUAUAAAAGCAAGACAUUUAACAACUUGGAAUAUUAUUGUCAGUUCAACAAGUACAAUUUGCAUGUUAAUGUAUAUUGUUGUUGGUUGUACAGAUAAUGAUAAACAAAUUAUAAAUAUGCAUAAUAACAAUAAUAAUAAUGACAUGUUAAAUUGUAAUAAAUUAUGUAAUUGUGAUUAUGUUUCUUAUAAUCCAAUUUGUUCAGAGGAAGGACGUACUUAUGUAUCAGCUUGUCAUGCUGGAUGUCAAAAUGUAACUAUAAAUGAUAAUGGCUCAAUCAAGUACAGUGAAUGCUCAUGUGUGUUGAGUAAAAAUAUCAAUAAUAAAAUUGGUAGUAAAGGAACAGCUGAACCUGGAUCAUGUCAAGUUGAUUGUUUUUUAAAACUUUGUUUAUUUAUUUGUAUAUUAUCAAUUGUUAGUUUUAUGGCAACUUCUGGUAUGGCUACAAAUUUUCUCAUUUCAAUAAGAUCCAUUGAUGAGAUUGAUAAAACAGCAGCACUUGGAUUGGGACUUACAAUUACAACAUUAUUUGCUAUGAUACCAUCACCACUUGUUUUUGGAUACAUUAUUCAAAUUAAUUGUAUAUUUUCGGGUAAAACUUGUACUGGGUCCAGCAAUAAUUGUUGGCUUUAUGAUACUGAAAAAUUGAGAUACAUGUUUAAUCUCACUGCUGCAGGUGCUGUAGCAAUUGGUCUUUGUUUUGAUAUUACAACAUGGCAUUUAGUCAAACAUGUUAAAAUAUUUGGUGAUGAAUCAUCAACAUGUGAUUCCGAAAAAACCAUUGAAGAAGAAGAAAGAUGAAAAAUAAUAAUAGCUAGCUUCCAUCUACAUAAAAAUAAUCCAAUUAAUGCAUUUAUGUUAAUGCAUUUUAUUUAAUUUAAAAACUACCAACAAAUCCAUGUACAAAAACAGCAUUUUUUUUUUUUAUGUAUAUUUAAUAUGUAAAUAUUUUUUUUAUUGGUAUUUUAUACUCAUUGGUACCUAAGAAAAUAUAUAUUUUAUUAUAAGAAUUAUAUAUAAUUACAAUGAAAAUAUUUUAUAAAAAAUUAUUGUUGUUAUUUUGUUAAUAAAAAUAAAUUAAUUAUACAUUUUAA
This is a messenger RNA of Aphidius gifuensis, 2468 nucleotides long. RefSeq names its product solute carrier organic anion transporter family member 5A1-like. Bases 67 to 2175 code for a protein of 702 amino acids. Gene Ontology annotation, cellular component: membrane. Gene Ontology annotation, biological process: sodium-independent organic anion transport; transmembrane transport. Gene Ontology annotation, molecular function: protein binding. NCBI's taxonomy places the organism in Eukaryota, Metazoa, Arthropoda, Insecta, Hymenoptera, Braconidae. The record is from RefSeq and is a predicted model, not a curated record. The transcript has 8 exons.